This is a messenger RNA of Mobula hypostoma (lesser devil ray), 441 nucleotides long. RefSeq names its product small ribosomal subunit protein uS9-like. Lineage: Eukaryota; Metazoa; Chordata; Chondrichthyes; Myliobatiformes; Myliobatidae. Gene Ontology annotation, biological process: translation; maturation of SSU-rRNA from tricistronic rRNA transcript (SSU-rRNA, 5.8S rRNA, LSU-rRNA). Gene Ontology annotation, cellular component: cytosolic small ribosomal subunit; ribosome. The transcript has a single exon. The record is from RefSeq and is a predicted model, not a curated record. The coding region runs from base 1 to 441 and encodes 146 amino acids. Gene Ontology annotation, molecular function: RNA binding; structural constituent of ribosome.
AUGCCUGUGAAAGGGCCUUUGCAAUCUGUUCAGGCUUUUGGGCAAGAGAAAACAACAACUGCUGUUGCCCAUUGCAAAAGAGGAAAUGGCUUCAUCAAGGUGAACGGCUGGCCUCUGGAAAAGAUUGAGCCAAAGACUUUACAGUACAAGCUGCUGGAACCACUUCUGCUGUUGGGCAAAGAAAGAUCUGCUGGUGUCGACGUCAGAGUUCGUGUGAAGGGUGGUGGUCACGUAGCUCAAAUCUAUGCUAUCCAUCAAUCCAUUUCUAAAGCAUUGGUGGCUUACUACCAGAAAUAUGUAGAAGAAGCAUCCAAGAAGGAGAUCAAGGACAUCCUCGUACAGUAUGACAGGACUCUGCUGGUUGCUGAUCCUCGUCGUUGUGACGCCAAGAAAUUUGGUGGACCUGGUAGCCAUGCACAUUACCAGAAAUCUUACCAUUAA